Messenger RNA from Rhodofomes roseus, 1305 nucleotides. RefSeq lists its product as uncharacterized. The record is from RefSeq and is a predicted model, not a curated record. Lineage: Eukaryota; Fungi; Basidiomycota; Agaricomycetes; Polyporales; Fomitopsidaceae. The transcript has 18 exons. Bases 292 to 1263 code for a protein of 323 amino acids.
GCGUUCAGUAGCUGGUGGCUGUGCUGUCUGCCAGACUCUGGCCCGCCGCCGCGCCGACACCUCGCAUGAACGUCACAAACCAUUGCAUUUCUCUUUCUCGUCGCUAUUUCCGAGUCCGGAGAAAGCGUAUCAGGACAUAACGGCAGUAUGCGACUCGGACUGCCGCGAAGGGGUCGCGCGAUCGACUCGGAAAUGGCUGGGCGCUUCCCGGAAGUUUGUUGCGAGAUUGACUAUGUGGAAGCCGGGGCCGACUGUUGAUCCCUGGUUGAUCCACUCGUCUUCCGCCUCCGCAUGGCUCGCGCAUCCGAGGCUUCUGAGCGCUGCACCAAAAUUAAAACGACGAAGGGCUUACACACACCUCAUCAUGCUUAUGACCGUCACCAGCCUCUAGCUCCUCCAGCUUUCGUCUGCGCUGCCUCGACUGCUGCUCCCCCUUUGCACGACGUCGCCAAUGCCAUGUCCAGCGCCGACCUGAAUCUCAAUGCCACCCUUGGGUGUACAUUCAUCGGAAUCGUCUUCGAAGUCGUGCUGUAUGGCUUUUCGUGCGCGCAGACACAGUACUACUUCCAUGAGUACUGGACGGACAAAACACAGCUCAGAGCUCUGGUAGCCUUUCUUUGGGUCCUCGACACUGUACGAACAAUCUUAGACAUACAGUACAUGUGGCUCUAUAUUGUCACGAAUCACGCGAAUCGAUCGGCUUUGCAAACUAUACCAACCACGUUCACAGUCGAGUUCUUGCUCUCUUCCGUCACAGUGCUGGUUGUGCAGACCUACUUCAUCCGUGCCAUCUACCGCUUCCUCAUAGGAAAGUGGUACUUCAUACCGCUCAUAGGCCCUCUGACUGUCAUCGCUCUUCUGUCGUUUGCUGGCGGUUGCGCCUCCGUUGCCGAAUUCGCCCGCGACCCCGGGUUCAACGCGAUCCUCUUCAACUCACGCAUCCCGGCGUCGAUCCAGACCGUGGCCGCGUUCGUUGCAGACGUAUACAUCGCUAUCGCGCUCUCGGUCAUCUUGUACGGGAAGAAGACCGGGUUCAAAAACACGGACACGUUGGUUAGCCGGUUGGUCACGUAUGCGAUACACAGGGGGCUCUUCACUGCCCUCCUGCAACUGCUGCACUUCGCUACGUACAUCGCCACGCUCCAGUACGGCGCAAGUGAGCUCAUCUGGUCGCUUUUCCACUUCCCUGCGAGCAAGGUCUACGUCAACUCACUUCUGGCUCUGUACGUGCCCUCAUCCUUUCCUGUCCAUCUCACGCGCUGAAUGUACCGUACGAUGGUAGGUUGAACGUGCGCCACUGGCUCC